CGGCUGUUGGAAGACACAGACUGCGAGUGUGCGUGGAACGGAGAAACUUGGCAGCUACUGUGGGCUCCAGCAGGUAAAUAAGGAACAUCCGCGUUGUGCUAAGAAGGAUCCGCAAUGUCUAAAGAUACCGAAGCAAUGCGUGAGGAAAUCAUGGAGUCGAAGGUAUUGUGGUACCCGGACUCAAAGAAGAAUACUCAGAUGGACAGAUUCAGGACGCAGGUCAACCGAGACUUCGGACUUAAUUUAGCCAACUACAAUGAUCUGUACCAGUGGUCCAUCGAGAGUUACCCCGAGUUCUGGGCCGAAGUGUGGCGGUACUGUGGUGUGGUCAGCUCUAAGAUUUAUGAAGAGGUGGUGGAUGUGACCAAGAGAAUUUCGGACGUUCCGGAGUGGUUUAAGGGCAGCCGCAUGAACUACGCUGAGAACCUUCUGAAACAUAAAGACCAGGACAAAGUAGCCCUCUACGCAGCUGCGGAGGCCAGGGAGGAGAUCACCAAGGUGACCUUCGGGGAGCUGAGACGCGGUGUGGCGCUGUUCGCCGCUGCCAUGCGCAAGAUGGGCAUCUGCACCGGGGACCGGGUCGUGGGUUAUCUGCCCAAUGGGGUCCAUGCGGUUGAGGCCAUGCUAGCUGCCGCUAGCAUUGGUGCUAUCUGGAGCUCCACCUCCCCAGACUUUGGGGUCAAUGGGGUGCUGGACCGCUUCUCGCAGAUCCAGCCCAAACUCAUCUUCUCUGUGGCUGCGGUCGUCUACAACGGCAAGCAGCACGACCACAUGGAGAAGCUGCAGAGCGUGGUGAAAGGGUUGCCAGAUCUGAAGAAGGUGGUUGUGAUUCCGUACGUGCGCUCCAGGGAAGAGACCGAUUUGUCCCGACUGCCAAACAGUGUGUUCCUGGAGGACUUCCUGGCGAUGGGGAAAGAGGGGGAUCAGGACCCCCAGCUGGAGUUUGAGCAGCUGCCCUUCAGCCACCCCCUGUUCAUCAUGUUCUCCUCCGGCACCACCGGCGCCCCCAAGUGCAUGGUGCACUCCGCCGGGGGCACCCUUAUUCAGCACCUGAAGGAACACAUUCUCCAUGGCAACAUGACCAGUAGUGAUGUCAUCAUUUACUACACCACGACGGGCUGGAUGAUGUGGAACUGGCUGAUCUCCUCGCUGGCGGUGGGGGCGUCGGUGGUGCUGUACGACGGCUCCCCCCUCGUCCCCACGCCCAACGUGCUCUGGGACCUGGUGGACCAGCUGGGGAUCACCAUCUUCGGGACAGGAGCCAAGUGGUUGGCUGUGCUGGAGGAGAGGAACCUCAAACCCGCUGAAACGCACAGCCUGCAGACGCUGCACACCAUCCUGUCCACGGGCUCCCCGCUGAAACCCCAGAGCUACGAGUACGUGUACCACUGCAUCAAGAGCAACGUGCUGCUGGGCUCCAUCUCAGGUGGGACAGACAUCGUCUCCUGUUUCAUGGGUCAGAACCUGACGGUGCCGGUGUACCGAGGGGAGAUUCAGGCCCGAAAUCUGGGCAUGGCGGUGGAGGCCUGGAGCUACGAAGGGAAGCCUGUUUGGGGGGAAAGCGGGGAGCUGGUGUGCCUGAAGCCCAUUCCUUGCCAGCCCACACAGUUCUGGAAUGACGAGAACGGGAGCAAAUACCACAAGGCCUACUUCUCCACCUUCCCAGGGGUCUGGGCCCACGGCGAUUACUGCAAAAUCAACCCCAAGACCGGAGGCAUCGUCAUGCUGGGCCGGAGCGACGGGACCUUGAAUCCCAACGGUGUGCGAUUCGGGAGCUCUGAGAUUUACAACAUCGUGGAGGCCUUUGAGGAGGUGUCCGACAGCCUUUGUGUUCCCCAGUACAACAGCGACGGCGAGGAGAGGGUGAUCCUCUUCCUGAAGAUGGCGCCCAACCAGGCCUUCGGUCCGGGGCUGGUCCAGAAGAUCCGCGGGGCCAUCCGGGUGGGGCUGUCCGCUCGCCACGUUCCCGCCCUCCUGCUGGAGACCCGAGACAUUCCGUACACCAUCAGCGGGAAAAAGGUGGAGGUGGCGGUGAAACAGGUGAUCGCUGGGAAGGAGGUGACCCAGCGCGGCGCGUUCUCGAACCCGGACUCCUUGGACCUUUACAAGAACCUUCCAGAACUUCAGAACUUCUAAGCUGCGGGUGACGGCGGGGAAAGCCAGGCCUGGAUGAGCCUGUGUUCUCUAGGGACUGCUCUGGUAAAGGGACUCUGGGACGGAGGAGGUUCAGCUCUGCUACUGACUUUUCUUAUGCAGCAUAUUGUGUAUAUUAAUUCUGAUUUCUUUCUUUUUUUAUUAUUAUGGUUAUUAUUCAUCUUGUGUGUUUUCUCAUCAACCUGUCAUUUUGAUGGAGGUUUCCUUCAAUUCGCAUCACAAAAAUAACAGGAGAAAAUCAGGGAAAAGGACACGCCCCUCCGCUGUCUGAUUGGCUGUUUGGUGAUGUUCCACAAUCAGGUCUGGACUCUGUAGAACAGGAGGAGGUCUCACCUCACCUUGCCUGCCCUGCUCAUGCUGAGUAACUGAAUGGGGGAAGUGUGCAGUAGCGUGUGCAGUCUCGCUGUGGGUUGGUUUUCGGUUGUGUGGAGUUGAGCGUGUCUGAGAGAUGGGGGUGUUUGGGGGGUGCAGUCUGGUACAGCGCUGAGAGAUGGGGGUGUUUGGGGGGUGCAGUCAGGUGCGAUGCUGAGAGAUGGGGGUGUUUGGGGGGUGCAGUCAGGUGCGAUGCUGAGAGAUGGGGGUGUUUGGGGGGUGCAGUCAGGUCCGAUGCUGAGAGGUGGGGGGUGUUUGGGGGUGUUUGGGGGGCGGCGCUGACACCCCUGUGCCGCGGGGCGUGACCGGUCCGCUACGCUUUCCGAUCCGCGGGAUGGUAACCAGGGAGACGAGUCAAACUCGGGGAGAAAUGUUCAGACUGUCCGCUUCCCUUCGCUCUGUAGACACAGAGAGCGGGGGGGUGGGGCGGGGGCGCUGUCCAUCACAAACACGCUGGUGCCUCCCCCAGCCCGCCCGAGCAGACGCUGGCCACGCCCCCACACUAACACGCUGAUUAAGCUCGCACCCUGAGCGCUGUGUGCUGAUGGGACAGUUUUACUGGAGUGGCCCGUGAUUGGGCGUCCAGGGCACUGAACUGGCGUAAUGGCUGUGAAACAGCUUUUGAAGUUUGGGGUUUAGAUUGGGGGUGAGAUUUCAUCUCUUUCACACAACGUGUUAUGAGACUGCUCCAAAUCCUUCAGCGCGUUUCAUUCCACUGCGUGUUUCAGCAGACUGGGCUGUCCAGACCAGACCAUCGUGGUCUGAAACAGCUCGUUUUCCUCUUAUUUUCACAAGAUGAACUCAUAAUGAGUUUACUUUGAUUGGCUUUAACUGUCUUACAGCAGUAGUCUGUACAUGCAGUCAGUUGUUAGCAGUCAUUCAGUCUCUUGCAGUGUAUUAAACAGUCAGGACCCCCCUGUGUGUCACUAGCUGUGGUCUGUUAGCAUGCUACUCAAACAUAUGUGGAGUUCUACAACGCUAGAACACCCCACAGGCAGACUGAGUCUGUGUGUUUGUGUGUGUGUGUGUAAUGCGUAGCGCUCCUCCAGGGCGUGUUGUUGGUUCUGUGGUGUGUGUGUGUGUGUGUGUGACUGGUGAGAAACGUGUGACCUGCACUGACCUCUACAAACCGCGAACAUGCUACCCCCCCGCCCCCCCCCCCCACCAGGAGAAGACAGCCGCUGGGUGGGGUACCGUGCCCCCUAACACCCACCCCCCCCCCAGGAGAACGCAGCCGCUGAGGGUUAGGGUGGGGGGGGUACCCUGCAGUUCUGCCUUUUCUCUGAUUCAAAGACAUUCCUGGGACUGGAAUCCCAUUUUUUUUUUUCUUUCUUUCUUUCUUUUACGAGAUUAUUGAACAACUGCUGAACACUACAAAUGAGUGUUUGCUAUGACUGUGUCCAGUAAACAACCCCAGAUUAUGAUUAUAGACCCGUUUUUAAAGUUUUCAUCUGUUUCAAUAAUGAAAGGGGAAAAGGUAGAUUUUAUUUAACGUUCGUACAUUUUUAUUUUUGUCAUUGUUUAUAUUUUAAUGUAAUAAUAUGAAUACAGAUUAGACUUAAAUGUGCUUGGGGGCCUGUCUGUCUGACUACAGUAGAAACUAUAGGAAAAAAUAUAAAUGUUUGUGUGUGUGAUCCGUUGUGUGUGUGUGUGUGUGUGUGUGUGUAUAUAUAUAUAUAUAUAUACACACGCGCUGUGUGUUUGUGUGCGUGUGUGUGAGUGUGUUUGUAUGACACUAACACACACAGAAUAUAAAUACUAUAUAAAUGCAGAGGAAUAUUCAGUUCCAUAUCUGUUAGAGAUAAAAUAAACUAUUAAUACAACUCA
This is a messenger RNA of Anguilla rostrata (American eel), 4353 nucleotides long. RefSeq names its product acetoacetyl-CoA synthetase (gene aacs). Gene Ontology annotation, molecular function: acetoacetate-CoA ligase activity. Gene Ontology annotation, biological process: positive regulation of insulin secretion; lipid metabolic process. Lineage: Eukaryota; Metazoa; Chordata; Actinopteri; Anguilliformes; Anguillidae. Bases 115 to 2136 code for a protein of 673 amino acids. The record is from RefSeq and is a predicted model, not a curated record. The transcript is spliced from 18 exons.